Messenger RNA from Thlaspi arvense, 2100 nucleotides. Lineage: Eukaryota; Viridiplantae; Streptophyta; Magnoliopsida; Brassicales; Brassicaceae. The record is from the annotation of a GenBank genome assembly.
AUGACAGUGACCGGAAGAUUUUCUUCUGCUUUCGGCCGUCGUUUAAGAGACGACAAAACCCACAAGCGCGUACGCAAGACCUCAGUGACCCAACAAGUUCUCGAGCAACUCGAAGGCGGUAACGUCUCGAAAGCCGUCUCUGUUCUCUUCGUCUCUCUAGAGCCAGUUUCAUACUGGCUAUACAAGCUCCUUCUCCGUUCAUGUUCGUCGGCAUCACUUGCUGUGCAAACCCGUAAAGUCGUAUCACACUUGGUGACUUUCUCUCCUCUGCCCCCGAUUGUCCUCUUGAACAGAGCAAUCGAAACCUACGGUAAAAUCGGGUGCGUGAAUGAUGCCCGAGAGCUGUUUGAGCAAAUGCCCGAACGAGAUGGUGGGUCAUGGAACGCUUUGAUCACCGCUUGUGCGCAGAACAAAGUUCACGAUGAGGUGUUUCGUACCUUCCGUAGGAUGAAUAGAGAUGGGAUACGAGCGACGGAGACUUCUUUUGCCGGCGUUCUAAAGUCAUGCGGUUUGAUAUUAGACUUGAGAUUGCUGAGGCAGCUUCAUUGCGCUGUGAUAAAGCAUGGGUUUUCUGGGAAUGUUGAUUUGGAGACUUCGUUCGUUGAUGUUUACGGCAAGUGUCGGGAUAUGAGUGAUGCGAGGAGAGUGUUUGAUGAGAUUAAGCACCCAAGUGAUGUCUCAUGGAAUGUGAUUGUGAGGCGGUAUCUUGAGAUGGGUUCUAAUGAUGACGCUGUGGGGAUGUUCUUCAAGAUGCUAGAGUUAAAUGUUCGACCUUUGAUUCACACCGUUUCUAGUGCAGUCUUGGCUUGUUCAAGAACCAUGGACCUUGAGGUGGGAACGUUAAUCCACGGGAUUGCUGUAAAACUUAGUUUUGUGCCGGACACAAUUGUUUCUACUUCUAUCUUUGAUAUGUAUGUGAAAUGUGGUAGAUUGGAGAGUGCUCGUAGAGUAUUUGAUCAAACCGAGUCUAAAGAUUUGAAAUCCUGGACUUCAGCUAUGUCAGGGUAUGCGAUGAACGGUAUAACUAGAGAUGCAAGGGAACUCUUUGAUCUGAUGCCUGAGCGGAAUAUAGUCUCGUGGAACGCCAUGCUGGGAGGAUAUGUACGCGCUAACGAAUGGGAGGAGGCGCUGGAUUUUCUCGCUUUGAUGCGUAAGGAGGUGGAAGAUAUUGAUAACGUCACUCUUGUGUGGAUUCUAAACGUCUGCUCGGGUGUUUCAGAUGUUCAAAUGGGGAAGCAAGCUCAUGGUUUUAUCUACCGGCAUGGGUACGAUACGAAUGUGAUUGUAGCCAAUGCACUUCUUGGUAUGUAUGGAAAAUGUGGUACCUUUGGGAGCGCCAAUACUCUGUUCCGUCAAAUGAGUGAGCUAAGGGAUGAGGUUUCAUGGAAUGCUCUGUUGAAUGGUUUAGCUCAACUUGGGCGGAGCGAACAUGCGAUUUCUUUCUUCGAAGGGAUGCAACUCGAGGCAAAACCUAGCAAAUACACACUCGCGACGCUCUUGGCAGGUUGUGCAAACAUUCCUGCUCUUAGGUUAGGCAAAGCAACGCACGGGUUCUUGAUCAGAAACGGGUAUGAAGUCGACAUUGUUAUACGUGGUGCUAUGGUUGACAUGUAUUCCAAAUGCCGAUGCUUAGACUAUGCUAUCGAAGUGUUCGACGAGGCAGGUACACGGGACUUGAUCCUAUGGAACUCUAUCAUCCGUGGAUGCUGUCGUAAUGGGAGAAGCAAAGAGGUGUUUGAGUUGUUCAUGCUUAUGGAAGAUGAAGGGGUUAAGCCUGACCAUGUCACGUUUCUGGGAAUCUUACAUGCUUGCAUACGCGAAGGCCAUGUGGAACUCGGUUUUCAGUAUUUCAGCUCUAUGAGCACCAAGUAUCUUAUAUUACCGCAGGUUGAGCAUUAUGAUUGUAUGUUCGAACUCUACUGCAAGUAUGGAUGCUUGCAUAAGCUUGAAGAGUUUCUCCUGUUGAUGCCUUUUGAUCCAACUAUCCAAAUGUUGACAAGAGUAUACGAUGCUUGCCAAAGUCACGGCUGGAAAAAGUUAGAAGCAUGGGCUGCGAAACGGCUUCAUGAACGAUCAUCACCUGCAGCCACCGUUUUAUGA